Molecule: messenger RNA, 1382 nt
Organism: Aspergillus versicolor CBS 583.65
Lineage: Eukaryota; Fungi; Ascomycota; Eurotiomycetes; Eurotiales; Aspergillaceae
Exons: 2
Coding region: 265-1113 (282 amino acids)
Source: RefSeq, a predicted model, not a curated record
CCCAGUCACUAUACUCUCCUCGGACAAGCAAGCGCUGGAAGAUCCACUGUGUGGGCCUCAAAGCCAACCACAAUUUACAGAUAGGCAUGCAAGCAUAAUACCGGCUGCAGAAUAGUCUUGCUCGCCAGCCAAUAGGACCCCGAUGCGCACCGUCCAGGACCACCGCAAUAUUAAAUUUGUCAACAAAAGAGCCUCUCAACCUCCUGAGCCUUCAAGGCUGAUUCUCCCAGGCGCUUUGAGGUAUUCAUCCCGCCGACUACCGCCAUGGCAACAACGACAGCCGCAAGCGAAACUCUGGACGCCCAUCUCCCGCUGACGACGACGUUCACGCCUCCAGACUCCUGCAUCAGCAACUUGUGGCUCGGUAGUACCAGCGGAAAGACAUGGAUGAACCUGGGCCCGAUCAGCCAUUCGGAAUGUCUCCCCUCGGGCUGGCAGAAGACAGACUACUACUCCCCGGGCGUCUGUCCCACGGGCUACGGAGUUGCUGCCAGCGGCACCGUGAUGGACGGCUCUGUCACCGAAACCGCAGCAACCUGCUGUCCAACACUCGACGGCCACACAUACUUGAUCCGCCCAACAUCCACCGUCUCUGAAUCCAUUGACUGCCUAUGGAGCCCAGGCCCCGACGUCACCACUGAAUUCGUAUAUACCUGGACCGGCGAGGACGGGUCGACAUCUAGCACCGACACUGCGUUGAGCAGCGAUGACCAUGUCAACGCUUACGCCGUUUAUAUCCGAUGGCAGUCGACUGAUUUCAGCACGCCGGCGUCAAAUACCGCCGCCAGCACUACCGCAGCUGCUACGUCCUCUGAGACCGCGACCGACUCGUCGAGCGGAUCAGGACUCUCGACAGGAGCCAAGGCUGGUGUUGGGGUCGGGGUUGCUGUGGGUGUAAUUCUGGCGGUAAUGGCCCUGGCUUUCUUCUUCAUGCGGCGGCGAAAGGGUCAGGCAGCGCGGAGCCAGCAGACUCUGGGCGAUGCAGGUGCGGGAUUGAAAUAUCAACCGCCUAGCGAGAUGCCGACAGAUUAUACGCAGGGGUUGGGAAAGAGAGUUGUGGAGAUGCCUGCAGGGGGAAAUAUGCCGGUGGAACUGGACGGGUCGAAGAGAUGAACAUUUCUAUUCUUUUAAGGAUAGAAGUGCGCUCUUGACGGCUGCCAGCUUGGGAUGACUACCGAAUCUACAGAUAAUACCAAUGUUUUGACGUUACUUUAUAUACCAACCGGAUGGGCCGCUGGAGACCGGUUAGCUAAUAGAACUAAAACCCUUGAUAUACCAACAGCGACGAGAAUAGAGCUAUCUUCGAUACUCCACACAUUAGACUAAUAUACUUGAUACAUUCUACUGCAACAACGACUCGCGAGGUUCAUUAUAAGGUUCAC